Molecule: messenger RNA, 9676 nt
Organism: Cydia strobilella
Lineage: Eukaryota; Metazoa; Arthropoda; Insecta; Lepidoptera; Tortricidae
Gene: Nup98-96
Product: nuclear pore complex protein Nup98-Nup96
Exons: 48
Coding region: 216-5825 (1869 amino acids)
Biological process (GO): RNA export from nucleus; post-transcriptional tethering of RNA polymerase II gene DNA at nuclear periphery; telomere tethering at nuclear periphery
Cellular component (GO): nuclear pore cytoplasmic filaments; nuclear pore
Molecular function (GO): RNA binding; structural constituent of nuclear pore
Source: RefSeq, a predicted model, not a curated record
GGCGGUAGUGCUCUUGACAUUCGUGUACGUGUGUUUAAUUAUUUCUACAGGAAAGUGAACAUUAUAACUAAGUGAUUUUCAGUGAUUUUUUUCGAUUGUAUUUUUGUUGAUACAACUGGUUUAAAAUAUCGGACAUUUGUUUAUUCUAUCAACCAUGACUUCACUCUGAAGACGGUGUAAGUGUGUACCAGAAGGAAAGCAGCACCUUGGCCACAAUGUUCCAGAAACCAACCUUCGGAGCCAAUUCCUCGGGCUUCGGCUCCUUCAAUGCGGGUGCAACAACAUCCUCCCCCUUCGGCGGGGGCUUCAAGAGCACCACCAACAGCGCGUUCGGAGCCCCGCCGGCCUUUGGGGCCACCGCGCAGCCCGCGGCCGGAGGUGGUUUGUUUGGGGCGACCAACCCUUCAAGUGGAGUGUUUGGCUCAACAAACACAUCUGGGUUCGGUUCAGGAGGAGGCUUCGGAGGGUUUGGGGCGGGCUCGUCAGGCGGGGGCCUGUUCGGAGCCUCGCAGCCUGCUCCGCUGUUUGGGGCGCAGCAGCAGCAGCCCUUCCAGGCGAAACCAGCUGGUUUCGGGUUCGGCGGCACCUCGACCAGCACGGCGGGCCCCGCGGCCGGCUCGACGCUGUUCGGCGCCGCGCCGGCCGCGGGCGGCAUGUUCGGCCAGCAGCCCAACAUGGGCGGCACGCUGUUCGGCAACAAUGCCGGAGGUUUCGGACAGCAACAGACGGCCACGGGCACAGCUCACGCUAAAUACAACCCAGUGGUUGGCACCGAUGUGGUCGUCAAGUCCGGGACAUCACAGAACAUCAACAUCAAGCACCAUUGCAUCACUUGUAUGAAGGAAUACGAGAACAAAUCUUUGGAAGAAUUGAGACUUGAGGACUACACGGCGGGCCGCAAGGGGGCGCAAGGUGGCGGCGUGUUUGGUUUCAAUCAGCCGCAGGAGAACAAGCCACUAUUCGGCGGUUCCACGUUCGGUGCGCCGGCCACGACGAGCACGGGGGCGGGCGCGGGCGCGGGGGCGGGGGCGGGGGCGGGCGUGUUCGGCGGCGCCGCCAACACCGGCUUCGGGAACAACAGCACAUUUUCGUUCGGCGGCGCCCCGCAAAACACGACGCAAACCAACUCCUUAUUCGGCGCCAACAAACCCGCCUUCGGGGCCACCUCCACCGUUGGCACUGGGUUGUUCGGAGCGACGACCACACAGACACCUACCUUCGGCACCGCCACAUCUACUUUUGGAGGGUUCGGGACAAACACAGCCACACAGCCAAGCGCAGGCCUGUUCGGUGCCAAGCCAGCCACGAGCGGGUUCGGGGCGACGCCCAGCUCGGGCUUCGGGUCGUUCGGGUCGGGCGGCGGCCUGUUCGGCGCCAAGCCCGCCACGCAGGCGUCCGCCUUCGGACAAGCUGCACCCGCAUUUGGUUCCCUGAACACAUCAGGGUUCGGAACAACGACGAGUACUGCAGGCGGUCUGUUUGGGGCCAACAAUACAUUUGGCAAGCCUGCAACACAACCUACUUUCGGCUUUAACCAGCCCACGCUCGGUGGCGGUCUGGGCGCGAACACGUUCCAAGCGAAGCCCGCCGGGCCCGCGUUCGGAUCGCUAGGCGGUGGGUCAAUGUUCCAGCAGCCGCAGCAACAGAACACCUUUAAAACUGAUGGUCUAGGAGGUGGAUUAGGCGGUGGUAUGUUCAACACGAGUGGUCUGGGCGGCCUGGGUGGUCUAGGCACGCAACAGACAUUCGGCACGAAUAAUAGCUUCAUGGGACAGAGCGUUCUAUCAGCGGCCCCUCAAAACGUCCACGAGCAGAUUCUGUCGCUAGUCGCCCGCCCCUACGGAGAUUCACCGCUCUUCAAAGACUUGGUCCCUGAUACUUCCACAACAGCGGAAGAUGCUCUAAAGCCCACAAAUCCAGCGGCCGUAGCGGCGGUGCUGGCCAACGACGCGAACUACAGAGUCGGCUCCUCUGUCUCACGGCUCAAAGUGCUGCCCAGGGCCUCCUCGCACCCUCAGAAAUCACUGUUCGACGGUCUAGAAGAGUACGACGCCAGUUUAGAAGACCAGCUGACUCUCAAACCGAGCAGAAAGCGCCUCGUACUGCGUCCCAAGAACACCGCCACGCCGGAACCAGAAACACAAAACAGAUCGUUAGACGAGCAGAACCAUAGAGACGUGCCUACCCAGACGGAAAAAGAGCGGACGGAGGUCAACUCUAACGACGACCCAGACGGACGACGGAACCUUAGCAACAAUAACAAUAUAGAACUCAGUUCAGAGAAACAUGCCAGUUGGCUCAGUUCUCCAAAGGCUGCGUGGCACGAUAAGGAGAAACAAAGCGAAGAAGAGCCUACGUCCCGACUCUAUCCUGAUUUAGAUAAGGAGUUACCGGCACAGUUUCCUGAACGUCGGUCUAGUUGGCUAACAACGAAGCCCCUUCGGAAACCGCUGCCCUCCGCCGCCGAGACCUCCGCCGAACAUUCAUUGCGGGAACUCCGUGUCUGGACCGAAAGAGACAAGGAGAACAUCGACAGCUUGUCCGAUGAGGAGUGUAUGACCCGCGAGCCACCGCCGGCCGCGCCGCACCCGGCGGGCGUCAAACUGACCAGGCCUGGAUACUACACCAUACCCUCCCUAGAGGAGAUGGUCGCAUACAUGCGACCGGAUGGUUCGUGCGUGGUGCCGCACCUGACUAUCGGCAGAAAGAACUACGGGAACGUGUUUUACGAUUGCGAGGUCGACGUUGCUAACUUAGAUCUCGACGCGUUAGUGCACUUCCUAAACAAGGAGGUGAUUGUGUACCCCGAGGAUUCAGACAAGCCACCGGUGGGCCAAGGACUGAACCGGCGCGCCGUGGUCACGCUCGACCGGAUCUGGCCCAGGGACAAGACGGAGAAGACCCCCAUCACGGACCCGGAGAGAUUACUAACAAUGGACUACGAGGGUAAGCUGCGGCGUGUCUGCGACAAACACGACACGAAAUUCAUCGAAUACCGCCCGCAGACCGGCAGCUGGGUCUUCCGAGUGGAGCAUUUCAGCAAGUAUGGUUUAACUGACUCGGACGAAGAAGAUGACCCAACACCGACGGUGCUCAAGCGGCAACUUGUCAAUGAAUCUUUGCAGAUAAAUGCUGCCCCAGCUCAAAUACCACCAGUAUCAUCAGCGCCCGGCCUCGGCCCCGGCCUAGGAGGCCUCAGCAGCCUCGCCGGCCCCGGCCUGGGCGGCCUCGGCCUCAGCGGGCCCGGCCUCGGUGGUCUCGGAGCGCCGGGAUUGGGAGAUGAUAGCUUGUAUGCUAUGCAGCAUACGUCUCUUGAUCUGCUGGGUCAGGCUGGGAAAGCCUUUGAGAUGGACACGACAGAGGACAACGGCGAGCCUCAGAGCCUCUACGACUCCACCAGAGGAUUUGGAGUGAAGAGUCCCACUGCAGAACUGGCCCGGUUUGAGAACAGACAGAGCCAUCAUAUGCAAUUGAUGAAGGCAUCCAUUUAUGCUGAUGAUAUGGAGAUGGACGACGGCACGUCAACGUCCACGGGCGACCAGCAAGUCCCAGCACCGAGGAGCGUGUUCCGUCUGGCCCCGAGGGACAACCUGCCCCCCGACGUAGAGGAGACCGGGGCAUUAGUACACCUACCUGACAUAUCGUCUGGCGCGGAUCUACCUAUGCGGCCUCUCAUCGUCAAUCCAGAGAAAAUCGUACUCAAGUACCACAGGAAAGUGAUGCCGUUCAAACUGACUAUUGCUGGUAAACUGGACGCGGCAUGCAUAGCGGAUCUGUCAGUGAGUCGCGCUCGCCACAGUCGCGUCGGGUUCGGUCCCGGCGGCGCUAUGGUCUUCACCUCUACGUAUGACGCUCUCGCCGACCUGCCUAGAGCGGCACAACUAUCAGAAAUCGGCAAGUACGUCGCGGGACGUGCUGAAGACGACUGGAGCGAGACUGUGGUCGCCAGGCUCGCUAUAGGACAAACUGACACCACCAACAACUUUAUGGCCACGCUCACCAAGCAGAUGGAAAUCCUCCUGGAAUGGUCGACGUGUUUCCCCGCCGAGGAGUCCGCCGGGGAGCACUGUCCGCGCCUCACGCUGAAGGAGGCGCCGCGGGACCGGAGGGAAGCCCUGCGGGCGCUCCGCGAGCAGGCGGGGCAGGACCGGGACAGGACAACUAAGUUUGGUGUGUCGGGAGCGUACUGCUAUGAAGUGUGGACGCUUUGCGAGGCGCUGUGGGGCGCGGACUUAGAUAACGGCGGAAUUCCCGGUACAGAUGACUUGUCGAUAGUAAACCGUCAUCGGGAGCUAUUACGUUGGCUGACGGAGACAGUAGCUGGCAUAACCGACCGUGAGCUAGAGCGGCCUUGCAAACCAGAGGCAGAAGAUGAGUCGGACGGGCACAGUGCGCGUGUAUGGACCCUGCUAUUAGGCGGGCGGUUGCUCGAAGCCUGCAAGGUAUCGAGAGACCACGGAGACAUGCACAUGGCAUCACUCAUCGCGCAAGCGGCAGGAGACGGGGUAUUCCGAAGCCUCAUAGCUCGGCAGCUGUCCCAAUGGCGAGAGUGCGGAGCCGAAAGCACAGUGUCAGCCCACCGACUGGCCUCUUUACAACUCCUCGCUGGCUUGGAGAGCCCCCGGACUAAGCUCAUGGAAAGCGACUGGCUGCAAACAUUACAUGCCACCGCCAGAUACAUCUGCGCCCCCGUCCCGUCCCUGGAGCACGUGAUCCGCACGUACGAGAGCUUCUUCGUGUCGGGCACGGAGGCCGAGGCCGACCUCACCGUGGUGCUGGACGACCAGGCCGAGCUCAAGUGUCCCCUGCCCCCCUAUAUGGGGGAAUAUGACGUCACCGUCCACGAUAACGGCAAGCAACGCCGCGUGCUCGACCUCCGCUACGAGCUGCUCCGGGCUCGGGCCUUCAACCACCGACCCAAGCUGCACCCCGCCGCCUACACCCCCGACCCUACCGAUUACAGUUUAAGCUUCCUUCUCGGCGUGUGGUUCGGCAGCCCGUCUAUAGAGAGCAUCACUGGAGUAGCGGAGCAGUUAGAGGCGGCAGGAGCGUGGCAUCUCGCCGUGCAGGCGUUGGCUCACCACCCUAACGAAGCCGCUCGCGGGCACCUGAUCCGCGGCGUGCUGUCCCGCCACGCGCCCUCGCGCGCCGACACGCCGGAGCUGCGCGCGCGGCUCGAGCUGAUGGAGGCGCUGCACGUGCCGCGCCGGUGGCUGCUGCUCGCGCAGGCGCACCGCGCCAAGUACGAGCACCUACCGGCAGUGGAGGUGGAGCACUUGGUCGGCGCUGAGCAAUGGAACGCCGCUCACAAAGUGCUGCUAGAAGAACUGCUGCCUGAAGCUGUGUUAGCCGAUGACCUGCGCAGUAUAGCACCGCUGCUCGAACAGCUAAACGAGGCCGCAGAACGUCACGAGGUCAGCGGCUGGCAGCACGGAGGACAAGCACUCCACCACUACAUCAGGGUGUGCGACGAGAUCCGCAGCCUAGUAUCGUGUAUGGAUGCCGACAGAGAGAGCGUUCAGACUCGCUUGGAGGCCCUCCGGCCUCGCGUGGCCGCCGCCUGCCGCGCCCAAGCGGGCCUCGCGGUUAAAACCCCCCGGCACGCCGCGGCGCGCGCAGAGAUGGGCGCGCGGCUGCUGCAGCUGGCCGUGGCCGCGCGCGAGCCGCCCGCGCACCUGGCCGCGCUGCUGGCCGCCCUGCCCCUGCCGCCCGACUGCACCGCCACCGCCCGACAGAAGAUCACGAUGGAGCUCGCCGAGCAGGCGUCAGAAAUGUGCAUAGAAUCGUCAGACACAUCUCCACACAGGCCGACGAUACAGGCGUAAGCGAGCGGUAUAACAUGUGGUAUUUUCUUUAAAAAGGGGCCUUAUUGUCCGUUACGCCAUUAUUAACGACGCUCCGAUAUAAAUACAAUGCCGCGCGACGCUGUGCGGCGUAAACGCCAUCGACUAAGGUCCCUUUUCAUAGAAAAUGCCCCAAAUAGUCGUGGUUAAGAGGUUCCCUUAAGCGCCACUUGCACCAUCCCACUAACCCGGGGUUAACCGUUAACCCAGUGUCAAAUUGUAACUAUGGUAACUCUAGGUUUAACCGGUUACGGGUUAGUGGAAUGGUGCAAGUGGCCCUAAGUCACACGUAUCCGCCGCACAAUGCCGCACCCAUACAAUUGAUACAAUCGACGUUACGCUCUCAUUUGUGACGUUUUCAACCAAAAGGUACCACAUUGUCGUUAGUCGAUAAGGUUGAUUUCAAAUUGAAGUUAUAUGGAAAUAGCGCUUUAUUGACAAUCAUCCAUGCCAUGCCAUCAGAUAUAUCGGAGCGGCCGAGGUGCUCACAAAUAUCUGAACACGCCUCUAUUGUCAACGCAUUAGAGUGAGUGUUCAGAUAUUUUUAAAUAAUUGUGCCGCUUCAAUAUAACUAAUGGCGACUGUACUAUACCUCGUUUUAUUAGCAUUAGAAAAGAUUACACGAUCUUCAAUUAUUUUUUUAAUAAAAAUAAAAUAAAAUAAACAGUAACUGUUACUUUUAAAAACCAAAACAAUGUAAAUCCAUAUACUAAUAUUAUAAAUGCGAAAGUCUGUCUAUCUGUCUGUGUGUUCCCUCUUCACGCUUGAACCGCUGAACCGAUUUAGAUGAAAUUUGGCAUAGAGAUAGGUUGAGUCCCUGAGAAGGACAUAGGAUAGUUUUUAUCCCUAAAAUCAUCCCUUAAGAAAGUAUAAAGCGGGGUGGAAUUGAGAUAAUUAACGAAGUGCCUGCUAAUUUGUGUGCAUAAUAUGCUCAAAUUUAGAUUGCUAUGAGAAUUUUUCCAGCUAGUAAACAUAUAUAUUUUAUAAUUGUUACAUAUUUGCUGUGAAUCAUUUUUAGGGGUCCGUACUCAAAGGGUAAAAACGGGACCCUAAUACUAAGACUCCGCUGUCCGUCUGUCUGUCACCAGGAUGUAUCUCAUGAACCGUGAUAGCUAGGCAGUUGAAAUUUUCACAUUUUAAUGUAUUUCUGUUGCCGCUAUAACAAAUACUAAAAAGUACGGAACCCUCGGUGGGCGAGUCUGACUCGCACUUGUCCAGUUUUUUUAUUUAGCAUUAGAAAAGACUACACGUAACACGAUCUUCAAUUUUUUUUAUAUAUAAAAAAAAAUAGUAACUUACUUUUGAAACCAACACAAUAUAAAUGAACAUAUAUUAUAUAUAUAUAUAUGUUUUUUUUUUUUAGCGGUGUUUUGUUUUAUUUUAUCAGAGUAAGCAAUUAAGUGAUACCUAUAAUGACUACGAGUAUAAUGGAUUAAAUACUUAGAAUAGAAACAAUAAAUAAAGCCUUACAGAAAAAAUUUAACUACAAUUAACUAAACUAAAACUACUAUAAAACUAAAAAUCUAAAUCUAAAAUGGGCCCCCGUGGCAUGGUGCCGAGGAUGCUGGCAGCAUUUCCGCGCUGGAUCGCUAUGCUCAAGCGUUGGGCGAGGAAGCUGCCAGCUCUCUUAUCUCCGGUCCCAUCCACCAGCCGUUUCGCCAAUUGCCGGUAUAGGCCCUGUGCUGCGGGGCCCCACGGACCAAGAGUCUCGACUCCAAAUGCAACAAAGUUGUAGUUGGUGUCGAGACUCCCGUAUUUGCGCUUUUUGAGGGCCUCGGCCGCCUCCGCUGCCGCGCCGGCUUUGUGUGUAGUACCGUGGAGGUGGGACGGCGCUAGCGUGUCAACACAAAUUAUAUAAUUGUUACAUAUUUCAAUUCAAUUCAAUUAUUUAUUUCAGGCAAAUGCCCAUAUAAUUUGUUAUAUGUUGUGUGUUUAUAUUUGCUGUGAAUUAUUUUUCUAAUUUUUUUUCAAUAAAGAGACGUCAAGAUCGCGUAGUCUUUUUCUAAUGGUAAAAAAAACGAGGUAUAGUUAGAAUUGUAUAUAAAACUUGUAGUCGCUACUUAAAUUUCAUGUUUUUUCCGAAUUUUAGAAAGUCGUUUUAAAAUGAGAGCGUUUCUUCGAUUGUAUGGCGGCGUCUAGGUUCGUGCUAAAUGAUGGGUGGCAAAGUUUAGCUUUCCGGGCAAAGUUUACCUUUCCGGGCAAAGUUUACCUUCCCAGGCAAAGUUACUCCGUUGUCACGGAUAAUUAUAUAUAGUUAAAGAUAUAUUAAUUUUAGAAGACUUGUAAGGCUCCGUACAUUAUCUGAUAACUAUGAUUGUCAAAAUUUUACGUUUGACUACCAGUCACCAAAAAGCAUGACGCCACACAGCGCCAUCUACUUAGGCUGCCAAAAUCGGAGCAUUCAUAGACUACAACUCUUCUACAUUUAGUAAGUCGUUGGUGUAGUUUAAAUAGAAAGUUAAGCGUUUUGUUACAUCCGUAUCUCGAUCGUAGUAAAUUAUUUAGUGACAUUGAAAUUUAAUAAAAAUACAGACAUUAACAAUAUUUAAUGAGAAUUGUAUAUACUCGAGACAUUGGGACGGGUGCCGCCGUGGCCGGGUAGCUUAGUGGUCCAAGCCGCGUAAGCUGAAGAUGCCGGUUCGAAUCCGGCCUGCACCACUGGAGGGCUUGGUCACUUUUUAUUUAGUAUAUCUAUUUCAAUUUAUUAUAAAUGAGAGAUUCGAUCAAAAGCAAGCGCAUACAUAUUUGCGUACUUUAUACACGCGUUAUUUAUUAUAAACUCCAUCGUACUUUAUACUAAAUGAGCGUUUUAAUCGAGCUACGGAUGAAUUCCUAAAAAAUGUAAAAAAUAAAUUAAGUUUUCUUUAUAAGUCUUAUUGUUAAAAAGGUCGCUUUAAUAUAUGUAAAAUCUACCUUUAUUUUAGGUUUAAUUAUAAUUGUAGUUUCAUCUUUACAUCAAUACCUCUUUCAGUAAUUUGACAUUUAUUCCUUUCGAACCAUUCAAUUUUGAAUAUUAAAUUGUUUCUAUAUUAAUAUUUUAGUUCAUAUUUUCAUCUAUGAGUGUAUGACAUAUGGUAGAAACAAAGUUUUCAACAGUUUUAGGGCGUCCGCUAGUGUGGAUGGGCGCCCGCAUGCGGGUGUUAUUUUAGUUAAAAUCCCCGCCGCACGCGUCCGCCGUGCUCCCGCACGCGGGGGUUAUUGUCCGCGUCCGCGCCAGUUAGCAAUGCUCAUACUAUUUUUUUUAACCCGCUCCGUGCAACCGUGCCAGCUAGCUGACGCCCUUAGGAUAAUGAACUUCCCAAAUUGUAAUAUAAUUAAAACCAAAAAUUUAAGAUCUUAAAUAUUUUAUUGUUAACUGUUUUGACAUUUGCUUGAUUACAUCUACAUUUAUUUCGUAUUUAACUUACAGUAUUAAAAUCUAAAUUAUAUGCUAUGGCAAUUCUUUUUUGCGAAUAUUCUUAUUCAUGGUGACUACAACUUUUUUUUACAGUUGAUUUAAUUCGAAUUUAAAAUCGCAAUACAAUUCAGAUUGGACAAUACAAUCGUCAUUGUAUAUUUGUUUGCAUUAAAAAUACUUUUUUUAUGAUUUAAUAUAAGAAUUGCUAUAAAUAUGAAGGAAUUAUUAGCCUAGCAUAUAAUAUUAUGCAUAUACUGUAACAACUGACAUUUUGUUAUAAAAUAAACUUAAGUAAAAUACAAUAAGUAAUAUCGUUAUAAUAUUAUAAAUAUAAAAUUAUUUGUUGCACGAUUUUGCAUGUAUGUAUGUAUUACUGUGAUGUAUUAUCCAAUAAACUGGUCAUUCUUUAAAAGGAUUAGCUUCAAUUGUAAUAAAA